This is a messenger RNA of Blepharisma stoltei, 1179 nucleotides long. Lineage: Eukaryota; Ciliophora; Heterotrichea; Heterotrichida; Blepharismidae. The record is from the annotation of a GenBank genome assembly.
AUGGAAGAAAACAAAAACGCUUUAUUCGGAGCCCUAUCCAAAGCUCUUUCAGUUAACAUCCACAAGCCCAGUAUGUAUUUAGAAAAGCUUCCAGCAGGCUCUCCACCUACCCGUCAACGAGUUUAUGAGCUUCUAUCGAAAGACCAACGUAUGCUUGCAUUCGAUUUUUUGUCCAGUAUUACUACUAGUACACCAAGACUGGACUAUAUUGAUGCUGUGCUGUUUGCUGCAAGAUUUUUGCUUGGCAACCAACUUAUAAACGAAUGCUACAUUUUCUUAAAAAUUUGUCAAAAUCAUUUAGAAAGGACAUGGGGUGAGCCGAUUGAUUAUUCUCUUGUGGAAGAAAUAGGAAAUAUGUUUUAUUUGACUGGCCAGUGUAAUGAAGCUGUCAAGUGGUACGAAAAGUUAAUGGAAAUGAACGAAGCCCCUGAAAGCAAAAUGUAUUUUAAUAUUGGCAUGUGCUACCAAGUAAUGGGAAACAUUUCUCAAGCGAUUGAAGCCUACUUAAAAAGCACACUCGCAGAUUCAAGAUUUACAAAAUCCUGGGUCAAUCUUGGAAGCUGCUACUUACAAAUUGGCAAAGGCGACAAAGCGAUUGCUGCUUUUCAAAAUUUGCCACUUUCAGCUGAAAGUUUGACUUGCAUUGGAAACGCGUACUUUAAAAUGGGGAAUUUCGAAGAAGCGAUUGCUCAUUAUUUAAGAGCAAUUGAAAUUAAAGAAGAGCCAGGGACUUACAAUAAUUUGGGAGCUGCUUUAAAAAAGGUUGGACUAUUGCAAGAUGCGAUUUAUGCAUUUAAUGAUUCUUUGGCACUGCAACCAAAUGCAGAUGCAGGAGCGAAUUUGUUGAUUUUAUAUAUUGAGACAGGAAAAUUUACUGAGGCUCAAACACUCUUUAGAAGCAUUGCGAGAAUUUUGCCUUCCAACGAGUCAAAAAUGAUUUCUAAAAUCCUUGACGAAAGAAAGCCAGCAGAAAGAAGAAGCACUAUGAUUGGUAAUAAAGCUAUAGAAGGGUUAUUGGGAAAUUUAAUAGCACCUGCGCUAUCGAGAAGGCAAACAGCUGUUAAUCCUUUCAAUGUCACAAGUAGCCCUCAAAGCAAAUCUCCAGUUACUCAAAAAUCUCCCAAUAAUACUAGCCCUUCGAAUAUUUUUGGUAACGCUCUUCGUAAAAUUAAAAAAUAG